AUGAACCACAUAACCUCCCCAAAUGAGCCCUUUCCCACCCCCGACGCCCUCGCGGCGGCAACGACCUCGCACACGCAAUCCCGCUUUCGCAUCUCUACACGCAAACUCCCAAUCUCCAAAGCCGGGCCCAUUGACGAGAUGACGGCCUCACUCGGAAUCCCAGUCCCAGAAAUGAUCUUUGGCGACAACCUCGUCAGCAUCGAGCAUGUCCCUACAGGCUGGUCCAUCUCGUUCAACGCCUACGACGCACUCGACAGCGUCGACAAGACAGACAAGAAAAUGCUCAAGGUGGCGUACGCCAAGGACUGGUCAUCCUCCAGAGAAAAGACGAGCGCGGGAAUUAAAGAGGUGGUUAAGCCAUACGACUGGUCCUACUCGACCGAAUACGCCGGCACGCUCAAGGAGCAGGGCGGAAAGAACUUGCAGAAUACAACGACCAAGGAGAUCCCUCUCGAGCUUCUGAAACGCCGCGACCCGAUUCUGUUCUUUGACGACGUGGUCUUGUUCGAGAGCGAGCUUGACGAUAACGGAAUCUCCAUCGUGAGCGUCAAGCUGCGCGUCCACGAGAAGCGCAUGCUCUUGCUCUGCAGGCUGUUCAUGCGACUUGACAACGUCAUUGUGCGAAUUCGCGACACGAGAGUCUAUGUCGACUUUGAGACGGAUGAAGUCAUUCGGGAGUAUACGGCCAAGGAGGACAACUUUGCCAGCGUGAAGAGGUCACUAUUCAUGGAGGGUCGGUUGCCGGAUGACAUUACUAUUGCAUUGCGCGACCCGAACUUGCUCAUGAACCUGCUGCCCACGGUCGAGCGGCAGGUGCAGACCGUUUCUCUAAAGCAAUGA
Molecule: messenger RNA, 840 nt
Organism: Colletotrichum truncatum
Lineage: Eukaryota; Fungi; Ascomycota; Sordariomycetes; Glomerellales; Glomerellaceae
Biological process (GO): TOR signaling
Cellular component (GO): cytosol
Source: RefSeq, a predicted model, not a curated record